AUGGAACCAAGGAACCAGACCAGUGCAUCUGAGUUCAUCCUUCUGGGACUUGCAGAAAAUCCAGACCAGGAGACGCUCCUCUUUGCUCUCUUCUUCUGCAUGUAUGUCAUCACAGCUGUGGGGAACCUCUUGAUCAUCCUGGCCAUCAGCUCUGACUCCCAGCUUCACACUCCCAUGUACUUCUUCCUUGCAAACCUCUCCUUGGUUGAUUUCUGCCUGGCCACCGACACUGUCCCCAAGAUGCUGAUGAGCAUCCAAACAAGGAGCAAGUCCAUCUCCUAUCCUGGUUGCCUGACCCAGAUGUACUUUUUCCAUUUCUUUGGCAUCAUGGACAGUGUUUUAAUUGCUGUGAUGGCUUAUGAUCGGGCAACAGAAACAGAAGCCUUGCCUUCUGUGGACGACCCUGUUAGAACGAUUGGCCCAAGUAACCCUCUGCUUACUCCUUUGCCUGAUCCUCUGUCCACGGUGGACUGGACCGUGGAGGGAUCUAGACCCCCAGUCACAAUCACUACCUCCGCUCCUCAGGGAAGCACAACUUCCCAAGAACUCUAUUUAGAGACUGCCAUCAGCCCAGUCACCACCACUCAGCUGCUUUCCUCUGUAGGAAGUAUUCCAAGUGUGGCCACACCCGAUGCAAUCAUCAGUAGCAAUGCGAUUACUCCCUGGGGGAGUCAAAGCCUCAGAGAGACAGAACAGAGUCCUCCACCUUUCCCCACCACAACUUCUGCAACUCCGUGGCAUGCAUCCCAGACAGUCACCAUUCUGAGCAUGAUCCCACCUGCAAAAAGAACUCCCGAUCCAACUCCCCAAGCACAUGGGGUGGGUACGCCUACAACAGAGGCGACAGGGACCUCGGACUCCUGGGCUGGGGAAGAAACCACCUCGAACCCAUCUCUGAACACUCACGUGCAAAGCGUCUCUUCUUCCUUGGGAGGAACAAUCAAGAUGGCUACUGGCUCCUCCGACUUAUUGAAGACCACGGAUAUGCUGAACACCGGUUUGGAAUCCGUGACAAGUCGAUUCCCAACUUUGAACACCAGCACCUCAGAGAGAAGCGCUCCGUCUGCGCUCACUACAGACAAAGAAGCUGUUCCCGCUUCCAUAAACACAGUGGAGAUGAGCGUGUGGACCCCAGGUUCUAGACAGAAACUGCAUUCCACCACCCUGGACCGCUCAGAGCCACUCACCGCCACAUCGCCAAUGGUUACUUCCUCCACCCUGGGAGAUACCAUUGGCUACACAUUAACACCUCUCUUUCCAGAGUCUUCACAGACUGGAACAGAGACUGACCCCUCCGUAACCACCACAACGAUCAAGUCCAAGAUGUACAGAAAUGCCAGCUCAAUCACAGAAACAAGCGCUGUCUUCCCCCCAGGUUCCACUGCUGUCACUGAGGGAUCCAGGCGUGCAGUCACCGCCUCUGAUAUCAUACCCAGCCCAGGUCUGUCUCAGUCCACAAGCUCAUUAGAUGUCCUCACAGGAAUGAGCACCACCCCUGCGUCCUCUCCUCUCCAAACAGGAUCUACACGAACACUUUUCACCAACCAGAAAGCUUCUUCCAGGGCUACAUCACUUAGUACACCUACUUUGGACACAUCAACCACAGGCUUGUGGGAAGGGACCCGACUGCCCUUCUCUGAGUCAUCUGGGACCACAGCUCCAAUGGGUAUCAGUUCCAGCGCAGGGGAUACCACAAUUUCCACAUCAACCUCUGCCUUCUCUGAGAAUAAAAGACAAGAGACAGAGACAAAGGCAAAUGCCUAUUUGACCCACGGACUUAGGGAGACCAGCCCUUCCCAGGUGACCAGCUCAUCCACAGUGAUAGAAAGUCUCCUUUCCCAUGCAUCCACUGGUGCUGCUACUAUGGAGAAUUCUUGGACAGAAUUAGCGCCCUCUAGCAAGACAUUCAUGCCAAGCCCUGCUCACUUUCCAACUACUCAUGCUACAGCUACAAAGAGCAUUGCCAGCUCUUCCGCCUCACUCCUCAGGACUGAAUCAGCAGGAAUGACCUUUACCACCCAAGUGAGUGGCCCUGGGACUACCUCACAAGGCACCCUGCCACUGGACUCACCAACCACAGCUUUUGGGGCAGGGACUCAGAGUUUCCCACACUCCAAGAUGACCACCCUUUUGAACACAGAUUCCAAGGAUGUGCCAAGGAUGAGCUCUUCUGUGGGAGAAACCAGUUCUCUCUCUUCCCUGGCACCUAUCCCUUCUACAACCUCACCUUCCCUAGCGUCAUCUACGUUGCAAGAGCACAGCUCCCCCGUUACUUUUCUUGUGACCUCAAGUCAGACCUCAAGUUUGGUGGAGAUGACCGAUAUGCUGCGAAUGAGCUCAGAAACUGAUACCAGUACAUCCGCAAAUCUGGAUAGCACCUCAAGCGAGAUAUCAGCCACUUCUGAAGACACCACGGAUACAGAAGUGAUUCUCCCUUCCACAAAGAUAUCAGUGACCACAGUGGGCGCUGCCAGUCCUGGACACAAAUCACAUUCUUCUGCCCUGGCCCAUUCAGAGGCCUUUGGGGUCACAUCCCUAGUAGUUAUCACUUCUGCAUUGGGAGAUGCCACUUUUCCCACAUCAAUGCCUCCCUCUUUUGAUUCCACCAGAAUUGAGCCAACUUCUUCGUUGACCUCUAACUUGAAGGACACCAUCACCUCCCAGGAAACCAGUGUCACAAAAGAGAAAGCCACAGUCCUUCCCAAUAUGCUCAGGGAUACUAUGACCACUGAGCCCUCCAGGACAACGUUUCCCUCCUCUGAUAGCACGUUCAAUGACUUAACAAGGUCUACGGGUAUUUCUUCAGGAGCUACCAAUAGACCCUCUCUCUUCCCUCCUAUGUCAGAAUCUACACACAUGACCUUCCCUACACAGAGAGGUUCUCCUGAGGCUAUAUCUCUGAGUACACUUACUUUGGACACAUCAACCCCAGGCUCAUGGGAAGGAACCCAGUUGUCCUUUUCAAGGCCUUCUGAGACUAUAAAUCCAAUUAACACUGCCCUUACCAAAAUUUCCACAUCACCAUCUGCCUCCUCUGAAACCAAUAGGCUAGAGACAGACACAAUCCCCAACCAAACUCCUGGAUGGCAGAAUAUGGGCAUCUCUCAGAUGACCACCUCAGUCACAGAAGCAGGUACAGUUCUUUCCCAUGUGUCGACUGAAGCUGCUACCACUGCAGUCUCUUGGAAGGAAUUCAUAUCCUCUAGCAAGAUAUCCAUCACAGACCCUACUCGCUUGAAAUCUUUUCCCAACACAUCUAUACAGAGUGGCACCACCGCUCUCAGGACAGAAUCUUCAGAAAUACCCUUCACCACCCAAGCAGAUUCUUCUGGGGUUACAUCAAAGGGUGCACUUACCCAGGACACAUCAGCUAUGGCCUCCUGGGCAAGGCUGUCAUCGGUUGUGACUCAGGGUUUUCCACCCUCAGAGAUGACCAAUCCCAUGAGCACAAGUUCUGAAGAUGUAUCAAGGAUAAGCCCUCUUUCUUCAAAAGAAACCAGCUCUUCUUCUCUGUUUUCUUUCCCUGCCACAACCUCGCCUCCCCCUGGACUGUCCACAUUACAAGGGUACAGUCUCUCCUCUCCUAGCCCUGUGACUCCACUCAUCACUUCUGGUCUGUUGAAGAGCACAGACAUGUUGGGCACAAGCUUCAAAUCCAGCACUGGUAGCUCACUUCCAAAUCUGAGCAUCACCUCAAGUGAGAUAUUAGUCACUUCUCAAAUGAUCACAAAUAGAGAGUCAACUCACUCUUCCACAAACACAGUGACCAAUGUGGCAGCUACUAGUCCUGGACCCACAUCACACUCUGUCUUGAGCCAGUCACAGUUAUCUAAGGUCACAUCCCCAGAGGCUAUUGUUUCCAGCAAGGUAAGCAUCACUUCUUUCACAGCAACACCUACAUCUUCUGCACCACCUACAUCCUCUGAUGCCACAAAAAUGGAGACAGCGUCAUCUUCCUCCCUUACUACUAUAAUGAAGGAUCCCAGUACAUUACAAGGGACCACCUCAGACAGGGAGAGACCCACUGUUCUUUCCGAGGUGUCUACCAGUACCACUGCUACUGGGCUCUCCAAGACAGAGAUUCCAGACUCUGGGAGAACUCCCAUCUUAGGUUCUACUCAGUCAACAUGGUCCUGGAGAAUCUCAGGAACCAGCAGUAGAGCCACCAUCCCCCAUCCCAUGACAGGGUCUGCACAAAGGACUCUCCCCAUACAAGCUCUUUCUCCUGAGCCUACUGAAUCACUAGAUGCACUUAACUUGGACACGUUACCCACAGUAUCCUUGAAAGGCACCCAGCUUGCCUCCUCAAAGACACCUGGGGGCACUUCCUCACUGGUUACCUCUACAGAUUCCACCUUAAUGCCUGAACUUCCUGAAAUCACAAGGAUCGACAGUGAGUCAACUUCCUCCUUGACCCCUGGAUUGACCAAUUACAGCACUUCCCAGAUGAAUGUCUUAGCCACUGAUGUAAGUUCGCUCCCUUCCCAAGCAUCCAUUGAUGCUACUGAGUUCUCCAGGACAGAAGAACCAUCCUCCGACAGAAUGACCAGCCCAGACCCAGAUCAGUCCAAAGGCCCAACUGAUAUAACAACAGAGAGCUCCACCAGUCCUCCAGACUCCCCUCUCAUGACAACUUCUGAAGGAAGGAGUUUAACUUCCAGAAGAAGUGCCUCUGGGCCUACAUCACAGGAUGCGCUGACCUUACACAUGCCAUCCACAGCCUUUUGGGAAGGGACUUCCUUGGAUUUGACUCAAGGUUUUCCACAGUCAGAGACAAUGACUCUCAUGAGCAGACGUCCUGGGGAAGAAUCAACUCCUCCUUCUGAGGCAGAUGUCAACUCGCUCUCUUCCUUGGCACCCAUCUCUGCCACAUCCUCACCCUCUGCUGUUUCAUCCAAAUUUCAAGGGCAGAGUGUCUCCUCUACACUUCCUAUCACCUCAAUCCUCACCUCUGCCCCAAAGAAGACUACAGAUAACUUGGAGGAAAAGUGGGAAGUUGGCACCAGUUUACCUUUACAUAUGAGCAGCACCUCAAGUGAGGUACUGGCCAGUUCAGAAGUCACCAUUGGCACAGAGACAACCCAUCCUUCCACAAACAUAGUGGCAACUGUCAGAACAACCAAUUCUGGACAUGUAUCACCUGCCUCUGUCCUGGCUCCCAUGGAAACAUCCAGGGCCAUGUUUCCAAUAGUUACUGCUUCCAAAAUGGUGGAAAACACUGUCUCUGCAUCAAUGUCUGCAUCCUCUCCGACUACAAGGAUUGGCAGCAAGUCAGAUUCCUCCCUGACUGAUGGAUUGAGUGAGUACACUACUACCCAAGUGACUGUCACAAGUACAGAGAGAACACCUGUUCUUCUCCAAGUGUCCACAACUGCUGCUACAAUUGAGGUCCCCAGGAUAGAAAUCAAAUCCACUGAGAGACUAUCCAGCCCAAGCCCUGCUGAAUCCAAAGGUCUAACAACAUUGAUUCCAGAGAGCCAUACCAUCUCCUCUACUUUGCCUCGGAUGGCAGAAUCUGUGGCAACGGACUUCACCACUCAAACAGAUGUCCCUGGGGCUACAUUACAAGGUUCAGUUACUUGGAAUUCAUCAACCACAGCCUCCUUAGUAGGAACACCUUCAACUGUGACUCAGGGUUUACACCCCUCAGAUGUGAUCACUCUCAGUAGCAAAGAACCUGUGGAUGUGUCCAGGAUGAACACAUCCCCUAUCAAAGACACUGACUCAGUCAAUUCUCUGGUGCCUACUCUUGCCAUGAGCUCCUCUACCUCUGUUUCUUCCAUCUCACAAGGGGAAAAUACCUCCUCUUCUCUUCAUGGGAUCUCAAGUUUCACCUCUAUUCCUUUAAGGAACACAAAUAUAUUGGAUACAACCCUAGCAUUUGGCACCAGCUCAUCUCCACAUCUUAGAAGCACCUCGGAUGACACAUUGACUAUUUCUGAAGCCACCAAGAAUGUGGAGGCAGUCAAUCCUUCCAUCAACACAGCUGUGGGGACUACUCAUACUGGACAUAAAGUGCAAUCCACGGUCCUGGCCCCUACAGUGACAUCCAGGGUAAUAUCUUCUGCAGCUACACUCUCAAGCAAGGUUGAAGUCAGUGUUUCCACAUCGUUGCCUGCCUACACUGAGAUCAGGGGAGAGACUCAGGCAGAAUCAACUUCCUCCCUGACCCAUGGACAGAAGCAGACCAUAACAUCACGGGAGUCUAGUUUAGUUACAGAUGCGCAUACUGGCUCUUUCUAUGCUUCCACCGGGGCUGCUCGUGAGGACCCCGGCAUGGAAGCCAUCUCCUCUGGAGGAACAUCCAUGCCAGGAACUACCCACUUCCAAAAGUCUCCUCAAGAAGCUACAGAAAGCAAUCCCAAUCGUCCCACAUCCCCUCUCAGGACCGGGUCUUCAGGGAUGCCCUUCAACAUCACAGCAGGUCCUCCAAGGGUUACGUCACAGGAUGCAUUUACCCGAGGCACGGCAACCACAAAUUCCUGGGCAGGUAUCCCACCCGUUUUGACUCAGGGUUUUCCACAUUCAGACAUGACUACUCCUGUGAGCACCGGGCCUCCGAAUAUAUCAAGCUCUCCCUCUGUGGAAGAAGGCAGCACUCUCUCUUCCAUGGCACCGACUACCGUUCAAACUUCACUUUCUUCAGUGUCCUCCAUGUUACAAGAGGACAAUCCCUCUUCUUCUUUCCUUGGGACUUCAAUUCCCACCGCUAAGCCAGAAAACAACACUACAGCCAAUCUAGACAAAAGCUUCGGAUCUGGCAGCAGGCCACCUCCAGACAUAAGCAGCACCCCAGAGGAGACAACGGUCACCUCUGAAGUCACCAUAGACUCAGAGGCAAUUCACCCUUCCUCAGAAACAACAGAGGCUAUGAAAACCACGAGUUCUGAACACAUGUCACUCUUUUCUGUCACAGACCAAUCAGAGCCAAAGGACAUCACAUCUUCCGGGGUUGCCACCUCCAGCAUGGCAGACCUAGCUGUUUCCACAUCAGCACCUGCACCUUCAGAGACAACCAAGAAUGAUACAAAGUCAUCUUCCUCCCUCAUGACUGAAAGGAGAAAGAACAGCACUUCACCAAGGGCCAGUUCAACCACGGAAACAUACACUAAUCUAGCCCCUGUGUCAACAGAUACUUCUGUCACUGAGCCAUCCAAGAAAGACAUUGCAGUCCCUGAUCGAACCCCCAUCCCAGGUUCUACUCUGUCAACGUGGUCUCCAGGAAUCCCUUCAGAAACCAGUAGGACAUCCGCAAUAGCCAUUACUGAAACUGAAUCAGGUGAUCACGUGACUUUCACCACAGAGAAUGUUUCGACUGAGGCCAGCACACUGGCUACAACUACCUUGGGCACAUUAUCCACAUUCUCUAUGGAAGAGACACAAGUUUCCUCGUCAAGGCCAACUAGGGCCACAUCUCUACUGGUUACCACUUCCAGCAUAGGGGACACCACUGUGUCUGCAUUACGUCCUGUUUUCUCUGAGACCACAAAGAAUGAGAGUGAGUUGCCAUCCUCCCUGACCACUGGAUUGAGAGGGUCCAGUACUCCGCAGGUACCCUACUCUGUCACAGAGACAAAAUCUGUCCUAUCUCAUUCAUCCACUGGUCCUGUCACAGCUGCUACAGAAGACAUAUCGUUGGAUAGGAUGUCCCACCCAACUCCAAAUCCAUCAAAAGAGUCUUCAAAUACACUGACAGAAAGCAACGUCAGUCCAUCAACCGCCCCUCUCAUGAAAGACUCAGAAGGCAUGACUCUCACCACUCAAAGAGGUACGCGUACUUCAGACACAUCAAGCACAGCCUCAAGGGCAGAGACUCCCUCGGUUUUGACUCAGAGUUUUCCACACUCAGAGAUGACUGCUCAUAUGAGCACAGAUCCAAAUAAUGUGUUAAGCUCUCCUUCUGUGGAAGAAGCCAGCCCUCUCUCUUCCAUGGCACCUACUGCUGCCAAAUCCUCAUUUUCCUCUGUGUCUUCCAUGUUACAAGGGGGCAGUGUCUCCUCUCCUCUCCUGGAGACCUCAGUUGUCACCUCUAGCUCAGAGAAGACUACAGCCAAUUUGGAGACAAGCUUGGGACCUGACACCAGCCCACUUCCAGAUGUGAGCAGCACCUCAGAUUACACAUUGAGCCCCACUGUUGCCACCAUAGACACAGAGGCAACUCACCCUUCCACAGAAACAACAGACUUUAUGAGUGCCACCAGUUCUGAACCGGUAGCACUUUCCUUUGUUCCAGACCAGUCAGAACCAUAUGACAUCACCUCUCCAGGGGUUGCCACCUCCGGCCUUGUAGACCUCACAGUUUCCACAUCAGCCUCUUCUGAGACCACAAGGAAUGAGACAGAGCCAUCAUCCUCAGUUACUUCUGUCAUGAGAGAGCCCGGCACCUCCCAACAAACAAGCUCACUCAGAGAAACAUCCUCUAUUCUAGCUCAUGUGUCAACAGAUGCUUCUACUACUGACCUCUCCAAGACAGGCAUUCCAUGGCCUGAUAAAGCACAAAUCCCACAUUCCACCAGGUCCACAUGGUCUCCAGGAGUCUCUUCAGAAGUCCAUAGUACAUCCGCAAUGUCCCUUCCUGAAACUGAGCCAGCAGCAUACAGAACAUUCACCCCAGAGAGUGUUUCUACUGAGCCCACAUCACUAGAUACAACUACCUUCAGCACACAGUCCACAGUCUCUAUGAAAGAGACACAAGAUCCCUCCUCGAGGCCAACUAGGGCCACAUCUCCACCAAUUACCACCUCCAACAUAAGGGACACCACUGUCUCUGAAUUAACCCCUGUCUUCUCUGAGAAUGCAAAGAGUGAGAGUGAGUUAACGCCCUCUGUGACUGCAGGAGCGUCUACCACCGCCCAGGUUCCUUACUCUGCCCCAGAGACAAAGCCUGUGCUAUCUCAUGUGUCCAGAGGAACUGCCACAGCCGGGCUCUCCAGAGCAGAAGUCACAUCCUCAGACAGACUAACCCACGCCGACGCUGAUCAGACCAUAGGUUCUACUGAUGUGUUGACAGAAACCAGCAUCAAUCCGUCCACCUCCCCUCUCAUGAAAGAUGCUGAGAGAAUCACUCUCACGACUGAAAGAGGUAUUCUUACUCUGGGCACAUCAACCACAGCUUCCUGGUCAGGAACUCCCUCCGUUUUGACUCAGGGUUUUCCACAUUCAGAAAUGACAGCUUUUAUGAGCGGAAAUCCUAAGGAGAUGUCAAGCACUCCUUCUGUGGAAGAAGUCAGCUCUCUCUCUUCCAUGGCACCUACUACAGAGAACAUCUCACCUUUCUCAGGGUCCUCCGUGUUACAAGGGGUCAGUCUCUCCUCCCCUCUACUUGGGACGUCACCUGUUAUGCCUGGCCCAGAGAAGACGACAACCAAAUUGAAAACAAGCUUGGGACUUGGUAGCAGACCACCUCCAGAAAUGAGCAGCACCUCAGAUGGUACAUUGACCACCUCUGAAGCCACCAUAGACACAGAGGCAAUUCACCCUUCCACAGAAACAACAGACGUCAUGAGUGCCAUCAGUUCUGAACAUGCCCACUCUGAGUCACCCAGCGUCACAUCUCCAGGGGGUGCCACCUCCAGCAUGGUGGACUUCACGGUUUCCACAUCAGUAGCACUUUCCUUUGUUCCAGCCCACGCUGAACCAUGCAGCACCACAUCUCCUGGGGGUGCCACCUCUAGCGUGGUGGACUUCACUGUUUCCACAGAAGUACCCGCAUCUUCUGAGACCACAAGGAUUGAGACAAAGCCAUCAUCAUCCGUUAUUACUGGAAUGAGUGAGAUCAGCACCCCCCAGGGAUUCAGUGCAGCCGCUGAGACAUCUAGUGACUCUCAUGUGUCAACAGACGCUUCUACUCCUGAGUUCUCCAACACAGAUAUUCCGUCUUCUUACAGAACACCCAUCCCAGGUUCCACUCUGUCCACAUGGUCUCCAGAAAUCUCUCCACAAACCAGCAGUAGUUCUUCUAUGUCCCUUUAUGAAACAGAACCACCUUCACAUGGGACUUACUCCACAAAGACUAUCUCUUCUGAGCCCGCAUCACUAGAGGCAACUACCUUGGACACACUAUCUAUGGAAGAGACACAAUUUUCCUCCUCAACGCCAAUUGGGGCCACAUCGCCAAUGGUUACCACCUCCAUCACAGGGCACACGACUGUGUCUAUAAUAACUCCUGUCUAUUCCGAGACCACAGAUAUUGAGAGUGAGCUUACUUCCUCCCUGGCCCCUGGAUUAAGAGAGUCCAGCACUCUUCCUAUACCUUACUCUGCCACAGAGACAAUACCUGUCCUAUCUCAUGUGUCGUCCAGAGGAACUGCUACAACUGAGGUCUCCAGAACUGAAGUCACAUCUUCCAACAGAAUAUCCCACCCAGUCCCUGAUCAGACCAAAAGUUCUACCAAUGUACUGACAGAAAACAGUAUCAGUCCAUCCACCUCACCUUUCAUGAAAGAAUAUGAAGGAAUUACUCUCACAACUGAAACAGAUACAUUUACUCCGGACACAUCAGUCUCGGCCUCAGGGUCGCCCUCAGAUUUGACUCAGGGUUUUCCACAUUCAGAAAUAACAACUCUUAUCAGCAGAGGUCCUAAGGAUGUGCCUAGCUCUUUUCCUGUGGAAGAAACCAGCUCUCUCUCUUCCAUGACACCCACUACUACCAACAUCUUAUUUCAUUCUGGGUCCCCCAUGUUACAAGGGGGUACUUCUUCCUCUCCUCUCCUUGAGACUUCAGUUGUGACCUCUGUCCCAGAAAAGACCACAGCCAGUUUGCAGACAAGCUUGGAACCUAGCAGCCGGGUACCUUCAGAAAUGACCAGCACCUCAGAUGAUACAAUGACUGUCUCUGGAUCCACCAUUCGCACAGAGGCAACUCACCCUUCCACAGAAACUGCAGGCAUUAUGAGUACCAGCAGUUCAGAACAUUCAUCACUUUCCUUUGUCCCAGCUCACUCAGAGCCAUACAGCAUCACCUCUCCAGGGGUUGCCACCUCCAGCAUGGCGCACUUCACUGUUUCCACAGAAGUACCCGCAUCUUCUGAGACCACAAGGAUUGAGACAAAGCCAGCUUACUCCCUUACUACUGGAAUGGCAGAGGACAGCACUUACCCAGGAUCCAGCUCAGCCACUGAAACAUACGCUAUUCUAUCUCCUCUGUCAACAGAUGCUCCUAUUACUGAGCUCUCCAAGACAAAAAUGCCAUCCUCUGAUAGAACGCCUAUCCCAGGUUCUACUCAGUUCACAUGGUCCCCAGAAACCUCUUCAGCAACCAGCAGUACAGCCUCUAUCUCACUCACAAAGACUGAGAUGGCUGCCAAUGUGAAUGUCACCACAGAGCCUAUUUCAUCUGAGGCUACACCACUAGAUGCACAUACCUUGGGUUCUCUAUCCACAGUAUCAAUGGAAGAGACACAGUUUUCCUCCUCAAGGCCAUCUAGGGCCACAUCCCCACUGGUUACCACUUCCAUCAUAAGGGACAUCCCUGGUUCUGUAUUAACUCCUAGUGAGAGUGAGUUAGUUUCCUCUCAGACCAUGGGAUUGAGAGAGUCCAGCACUCCACAGGUGCCCUACUCUGCCACAGAGACAAAACCUGUCCUAUCUCAUGUGUCCAUUGGCACUGCUACAGCUGGAGCCUCCAGAACCGAAGUCACAUCUUCAGACAGAAUAUCCCACCCAGUCCCUGCUAAGACCACAAGUUCUAGUGCUGUACCGACAGAAAACAGCAUCAGCCCAUCCACCCCCCCUCUCUUGAAAGAUUCUGAAGGGAUCACUCUCAUGGCUGAAAUAGGUGUCUUUACUCUGAACACAUCGACCACAGCCCCAGGGGUAAGGACUCCCUCCGUUUCGACUCAGGGAUUUCCACAUUCAGAGAUGACUACUCUUAUGGGUAGAGGUCCUAAGGAUGUGUCCAGCUCUUUCUCGGUGGAAGAAACCAGCACUCUCUCUACCAUAGGACCUACAACUGCCACCAAAGUCCCACAUUCCUCUGUGUCUCCUGGGUUAGAAGGGAACCGUUCCUUCUCUCCUCUCCUUGGGACCUCAGCUGUCACCGCUGGCCCAGUGAAAACUACACCUAAUGUGGACACAGCCUUGGGUCCUGAUGGCACACCAACUCCAGAAGUGAGCAGCCCUGCAGAUGAUACAAUGACCAUCCCUGAAUCCACCAUCUACACAGAGGCAAUUCACCCUUCCACAGAGACAAUAGGCGUUAUGAGCCCCAGCAACUCUGAACAAGGACCAUUUUCCACUGUGCCAGCUCAUUCAGAACCAUACAGCAUCACAUCUCCGGUGGGUGCCACCUCUAGCAGGAUAGACUUAACUGUUUCCUCAUCAGCACCUGCAUCUGCAGAGACCACCAAGAUUGAGACAAAGCCAUUGUCCUCCAUUAUUACUGGAAUGAGAGAGACCAGCACAACCCAAGGAAACAGCUUUACUACGGAAACAUUGUCUAUUCUCUCAGAUGCUUCUACGACUGAGCUCUCAAAUACAGAGUUUCCAUCUACUGAGACUACACUCAUGCUAGGUUCUACCAAGCCGACAUCGUCUCCAGGAAUUUCAGCAGACACCAGAAGUACAGCCGCUCCCUCCCUGACUGAGACUGGGUCUGCUGCACCCAUGACCUUCACCACACAGACUUUUACUACUGCCCCCACAUCAUUGGCUACAACUACUUUGGGCCAACUAUCCACAGACUCUACGGAAGAGACCUUAUUUUCUUCCUCAGGGGCUACAGCCCCACCUACUACCACGUCCAUCUUAGGGCACACCGUUGUUUCUGUAUUAAUUCCUGUCUACUCUGAAACCACAAAAAGUGAGAAGGAGUUAACUUCUCCUCUGACCACCGGAUUGAGAGAACCCAGGACUUCACAGGCACCUUUCUCAGCCACAGAGACAAAACCUGUCCUAUCUCAUGUGUCCACUGGCACUGCUACAGCCUCCAGAACCGAAGUCACCUCCUCAGACCAAAUGUCCCCCCCAGUCCCUGAUCAGACCAUACGUUCUGCUGAUAUUCUGACAGAAAACAGUGUUAGCCCAUCUACCUCCUCUCUCAUGAAAAAUACUGAAGGAUUCACUCUAGAGACUGAAACGGGCAUCCUUACUCUGGACACAUCAGCCACAACACCAUGGGCAGGGACCUCUUCAGUUUUGACUCAGGGUUUUCCACAUUUGCAGAGAACUACUUCUGUGAGCAAAGAGCCUAAGGAUGUGUCAAGCUCUCCCUCUGUUGACGAAACCAGCUUGCUCUCUUCCCUGUCACCUAUCACUGCCACAACUUCAUCUUCCCCUAUUUCUUUAGCAUUCAAAGAGUCCAGUCCCUCUCCUCUUCCUGUGACCUCAACUUUCAUGCCUGACUUACUGACAACAUCAGCCAUGUUACGAACAAGCUUAAAACCUGGCACCAGUUCACCUUCAAUUUUGAGCAACCCUUCAGUUGUGAUGAAUUCCACACCAGAAACCACCCUGGAUACAAAGGCAAUUCACCUUUCUACAAAUACAAUGACCACUUUGAUGACCACAAGUUCCGCACAUGAAUCAAGGUCCUCAGUCUCCACCAAUUUUGAGCCACCCAGAACCACAGAUCCAGUGACUACUGCCUUUACAAUGGAGGCCACCACUAUUUCCCCAGUAAUGUCUGCUUCUUUAGAGACUACAAGUAUUGAACCAUUACCACUUUCUCACCUGACUCCUGGACUCACAGAUACGAGUAUAUCUCUGCACAGAGGCUCAGCCAUACCCACACACCCUCCUGCAUCCACUCAUCUACUGAAGGAUCCCAAGACAGAUGUCACUUCUUCUGUGACAAUAUCAGCCUCAGAUCAAUCUCUGUUUUCACCGUUCCCUCAAAUUCCUGUGGAAACAGCCACUCAUCUUUAUGCUUCUCCCUCUGUUAUAGGGUCUUCUGGGGUAACUUCCCCAGAAUCCACCCUGGCUGCAUCUGUAUCAGAAGGUAGCCAAUACUCAAUCACAGAUAUGCUGCCAUCACCUGAGACUAUCCCAGCUGACACAUCGAUCCCUCCUCUGCCAGAGUUCACGACUUCCUUUGGCGCAACUGGAAUUCUGGGCACCAACUCAGCUCCCCUUUCAUCCAGUUCAUUCUCUAAGACAGAAUCAAGUCCUGAGGUUGAUCUUAUUUCCACAGUCUCAGAUAGUUUGCCUUCAUUGGCUUCAACAUCAUUCACCUCUUCCACAUUUACUGCCACCAAUUCUCCACCCAACCCUAGCCUCCAUGGAAUGACUUCCUCACCAGCUACCACAUAUAUGGUAUACAACAGCCUUGGGACAGAGAGCAGCACACAGGAAAUCAAGACAUCUUUAUCACCUCUUGUGGAUACCAGGAGAACAGAAAGUGCUGACUUGGAAUGGGUGACAAGUGGUCCUCACAUUCCUUCCCAUUCUACAUCAUUAACAACAGCAGUCCCCUUCCUGAUACCAUUCACCCUGAACUUCACCAUCACCAACCUGCAGUACACAGAGGACAUGCAGCUCCCAGGCUCUGGGAAGUUCAACUUCACUGAAAAGAUUCUGCAGCACCUGCUCAGACCCUUGCUCAAGAAUAGCAGCCUGGGAUUCCUCUUUUCUGACUGCAGACUAGCCUCACUGAGGCCUGGGAAGGAAGGAGCAGCCACCAGAGUGGAUGCCAUCUGCACUCACCACCCUGACCCCGAGGGCUCUGGACUGGACAGAGAGCGACUGUACUGGGAACUGAGCCAGAUGACCCAUGGUGUCGCUCAGCUGGGCCCCUACCCCUUGGCCAGGGACAGUCUCUAUGUCAACGGUUUCACCCAUCAAGGGUCUGCACCCAUCACCAUCACUCCUGGAACCCCCACAAUGGGCUCGGGGACCUCCAAAACUCCAUCCUCUUUACCCAGGCCCACAGUGACAAGCCCUACUGUGGUGCUCUUCACCCUGAACUUCACCAUCACCAACCUACACUACACCGAGGAUAUGGGGCAUCCUGGAUCUGCAAAGUUCAACACCACUGAGAAGGUCCUACAGCAAAUUCUUGGACCUGUGUUCAAGAAUACCAGUAUUGGCACUGUCUAUUCCAUCUGCCACGUGACCUCAUUCAGAUCUGAGAAGGGUGGAGCAGCCACCAGAAUGGAUGCCGUCUGCACUUACCGGUCUGACCCCAAAAGCACUGGGCUGGACAGAGAACGAUUGUACUGGGAGCUGAGCCACGAGACCCGUGAUGUUACCCGACUGGGCCCUUACACCCUGGACAGGGAUAGUCUUUAUGUCAACGGCUACACCCAUCAAGCCCUGCUCUCUACCUCCAGCACUACGAUGGCCUCUCCAGCAACAUCUACAUCUCUGGUCACCAUCCCCACAGCCACUGGUCCUGCCCUGAUGUCCUUCACCCUCAACUUCACCAUCACCAACCUCCCCUACCAGGAAGAUAUGCACCCUCCAGGUUCCCUGAAGUAUAAUGUCACAGAGAUGUCCUUACAGCCCCUGCUGGAUGCCUUGUUCAAGAACACCAGUAUCGGCCCCUUCUACUCUGGCUGCCGACUGUCCUCGUUCAGGUCUAAGAAGAAUGGGACAGCCACUGGAGUGGAUGCCAUCUGCACCUACCGCCCUGACCCAGAAGGCCCUGACCUGAACAGAGAGUGGAUUUACUGGGAGCUGUACAAGUUGACCCAUGGUGUCAUUCAGCUAGGGCCCUACACUCUGGACAGGAACAGUCUCUAUGUCAAUGGUUACACUCAUCAGACCUUGGUCACCACCACCAGCACUUCUAGGGUCAACACAGCUUCAUCUGGGUUGCCGACUCUCUUCUCUGGUUCCACAGUCCCUGGACCAGCUUUGGUGCCCUUCACCCUCAACUUCACCAUCACCAACCUGCACUACAUGGAAGACAUGCAGCCAGGCUCUGCCAAGUUCAACUCCACAGAGUCCAUCCUACAGCAGCUGUUAAAGGUCAGCUCAGUUUUUGGAGAUCUGAGGAGUCCCUUUUUAGACCUGAGUAAAUCUCAGAAAGAUGGAGAAGCCACAGGAGUAGACAUCAUCUGCACCCACCAUCCUGACCCUACAGGUUUUGGAUUGAACAGAGAACAGCUCUACUGGGAGCUGAGCCAUCAGACCCAUGGCAUCACCCAGCUGGGUCCCUACAACCUGGAUAAGAACAGCCUCUAUGUCAAUGGUUACACCAGUACAGUCUUGACUCCCAUACCCACUGUUGCUUCAACUGUCACACUCUUUCCGGGAACCUCAGCCACACCAAUCCCCUCCUCCAGCUCCACAGCCCGGGGUCCUGUUCUGGUGCCUUUUACCCUCAACUUCACCAUCACCAACCUGCAAUACACAGAGGACAUGGGUCUUCUGGGCUCCUUGAAGUUCAACACAACAGAGAAGGUUCUGCAGCACCUGCUCAUGACCUUGUUAAAGAACACCAGUAUUGGCUCUCUUUACUCCGGCUGCAGACUGAAGUCCCUCAGUCCUGAAAAGAAUGGGGCAGCCACUGGAGUGGAUGCCAUCUGUACCCACCGCCUUGACCCUGAGAGCCCUAGCCUGGACAGAGAGAGGCUUUACUGGGAGCUGCACAAUCUGACCAAAGGUGUUACACAGCUGGGCUCCUACAUUCUGGACAACAACAGUCUUUAUGUCAAUGGUUACACCCACCGGACCUCAGCCACCACCUCUCACCCUGCUGAACCUGUCUUAGUUCCAUUUACCCUCAACUUCACCAUCACCAACUUGCGCUACACGGAUGACAUGGAAUACCUGGGCUCCUCAAAGUUCAACUUUACUGAGAGGAUCCUGCAGCGCUUGCUUGGACCCUUGUUCUACAAGACCAACGUUGCUACCCUCUACUCUGGCUGCACACUGACCUCUCUCAGGCCCCAAAAUGAGAGAGAAGCCACCAGAGUGGAUGCCCUGUGUACCUACCACCCUGACCCUGAGGGCCCCGUGCUGGACAGAGAGAAACUGUACUGGGAGCUGAGCAAGCUGACCCUUGGGGUUACCCAAUUGGGUCCAUACACUCUGGACAAGGACAGUCUUUAUGUCAAUGGAUAUACCCACUGGGCUUCGACUACCACGUCCCACACUGUGAUCUCUACAUCCGUCCCAGCAUCCUCUUUGGCAACUACCUUCAACAAGCCUACAGCUGCUGAGCCUUCCCUGGUUCCAUUCACCCUCAACUUCACUAUUACCAAUCUGCACUACACAGAAGACCUGGGAGGCCUAGGCUCCUCAAAGUUCAACUUCACAGAGAAGAUCCUACAGCACUUGCUUGGGCCCUUGUUCAAUAAGACCAGUAUUGGCCCCCUCUACUUUGGCUGCACACUGACCUCGCUCAGGCCCAAGAAGGACCGGGAAUCCACCAGAGUGGAUGCCGUCUGCACUCACCGCCCUGACCCUGAGAGUCCUAGCCUGGACAGAGAGAGGCUUUACUGGGAGCUGAGCAAGCUGACCCAAGGAGUCACCCAAUUGGGCCCCUACACUCUGGACAAGAACAGUCUCUACGUCAAUGGUUACACCCACUGGGCCCUAGUCACCACCCCCAACACUGUGACCUCUACGUCCUUCCCAACAUCCUCCAUGAAGCCUACCUUCACCAUCAAGCCCACAGCUACUGAACCUGCUCCAGUUCCUUUCACUCUCAACUUCACCAUCACUAACCUGCGCUACACAGAUGACAUGGAACUCCUGGGCUCUGCUAAGUUCAACUUCACGGAGAGGAUCCUGCAGCGCUUGCUUGGGCCUUUGUUCAAUAAAACCAGUGUUGGCUUCCUCUACAAGGGCUGCACACUGACCUCACUCAGGUCCAAGCAUGAUGGGGAAUCCACCAGAGUGGAUGCCAUCUGCACUCACCGCCUUGACCCUGAGAGUUCUAGCUUGGACAGAGAGAGGCUUUACUGGGAACUGAGCAAGCUGACUCAAGGCAUCACCCAAUUGGGCCCCUACACUCUGGACAAGGACAGUCUCUACGUCAAUGGUUACACCCACUGGAUCACAACUACCAUUUCCAACACACUUGUGACCUCCACAUCCUUCCCGACAACCUCUAUGAUGCCUGACAUCACCAAGCCUACAGCUUUUGAACCUGCCCUCAUUCCUUUUACACUCAAUUUCACCAUCACUAACCUGCACUACACAGAUGACAUGGAAAUCCCCGGAUCUGCUAAGUUCAACUUCACUGAGAGGAUCCUGCAGCGUCUGCUUCAGCCCUUGUUCAAUAAGACCAGUAUUGGACAUCUCUACUCUGCCUGCACACUGACUUCACUGAGACCCAAGAAGGAUGGUGAAGCCACCAGAAUGGAUGCCAUCUGCACCCACCAACCUGACUCUGAACACCCCAUACUGGACAGAGAGAGGAUUUAUUGGGAGCUGAACAAUCUGACCCAGGGAGUUACCCAACUGGGCCCCUACACUCUGGACAAGAGCAGUCUCUAUGUCAAUGGUUACACCUACUGGGAACCAGCCACCACCUCCCAAACAGCUGUGACCCCCACAUCCCCUGUGAAUUUUGCCUUCACCACCAAGCCCACAGCUACUGAACCUUCUCUGGUUCCGUUCACCCUCAACUUCACCAUCACCAACCUGCGCUACACUGAUGAUAUGGAAAUUCCAGGAUCAGCUAAGUUCAACUUCACUGAAAAGAUCCUGCAGCGCUUGCUUGGGCCUUUGUUCAAUAGAACCAGUAUCAGACAUCUCUACUCUGCCUGCACACUGACUUCACUCAGACCCAAGAAGGAUGGUGAAGCCACCAGAAUAGAUGCCAUCUGCUCCCACCAACCUGACCCUGAACGCCCCAUACUGGACAGAGAGAGGAUUUAUUGGGAGCUGAACAAUCUGACCCAGGGAGUUACCCAACUGGGUCCCUACAUUCUGGACAAGAACAGUCUCUAUGUUAAUGGUUACACCUACUGGGAACCAGCUACCACUUCCCAAACUACUGAACCUGCUCUAGUUCCUUUCACACUCAACUUCACCAUCACCAACCUGCGCUAUACAGAUGACAUGGGAAUCCCAGGAUCUGCUAAGUUCAACUUCACUGAGAAGAUCCUGCAGCAACUGCUUGAGCCCUUAUUCAACAAAACCAGCAUCAGACAUCUCUACUUUGGCUGCACACUGACUUCACUCAGACCCAAGAAAGUUGGUGACGCCACCAAAAUGGAUGCCAUCUGCACCCACCAACCUGACCCUGAACGCCCCAUACUGGACAGAGAGAGGAUUUAUUGGGAAUUGAACAAUCUGACCCAGGGAAUUAUGCAACUGGGCCCUUACACGCUGGACAAGAACAGUCUCUAUGUUAAUGGUUACACCUACUGGGAACCAUCCACCACCUCCCAAACUGUGACCCUUACAUCCCACCCAACACCCUCUGUGAAUCCUGCCGUCACCACCAAGCCCACAGCUACUGAACCUGCUCUGGUUCCUUUCACCCUCAACUUCACCAUCACCAACCUGCGCUAUACAGAUGACAUGGAAACCCCGGGCUCUGCUAAGUUCAACUUCACUGAGAGGGUCCUACAGCGCCUGCUUGGACCCUUGUUCAAUAAGACCAGUGUUGGCCCCCUCUACUAUGGAUGCACACUGGCCUCACUCAGGUCCAAGAAGGGCAGGGAAGCCACCAGAGUGGAUGCUAUCUGCACUCACCGCCCUGACCCUGAGAGUCCCAGUCUGGACAGAGAGUGGCUUUACUGGGAGCUGAGCAAGCUGACCCAAGGAGUCACCCAACUGGGCUCCUACACUCUGGACAAAAACAGUCUCUACGUCAAUGGUUACACCCACUGGAAACCAGCCACAACCUCCAAUCAACUAACUGUUCCAUCCUGGUAUUUCUCCCCAGCAGCUGUGACUUCCGCAUCAUUCCCAGCAGCCUCUAUGGUGCCUGCCUUCACCAUGAAGCCCACAGCUGCUGAACGUGCUCUGGUUCCUUUCACCCUGAACUUUACCAUCACCAACUUGCGCUACACAGACGACAUGGAAACCCCGGGCUCUGCUAAGUUCAACUUCACGGAGAGGAUCCUGCAGCGCUUGCUUGGGCCAUUGUUCAAUAAGACCAGUGUUGGACCCCUCUACUCUGGCUGCACCCUGACUUCACUCAGGACUAAGAAUGACAGAGAAUCCACAAGAGUGAAUGCCAUCUGCACUCACAGCCCUGACCCUGAGAGUCCUAGCCUAGACAGAGAGUGGCUUUACUGGGAGCUGAGCAAGCUGACCCAAGGAGUCACCCAAUUGGGCCCCUACACUCUGGACAAGAACAGUCUCUAUGUGAACGGUUACACCCACCGGGAACCAGCCACAAGCUCCAAUACAGCUGUGACCCCCACAUCAUUCUCAACAUCCUCUAUGGUACCUGCCUUCACCACCAACCUCACAGCUGCUGGACCUGCUCUGAUUCCAUUCACACUCAACUUCACCAUCACUAACCUUCGCUACACAGAUGACAUGGGAGUCACAGGCUCUGCUAAGUUCAACUUCACAGAGAGGAUCCUGCAGCACCUGUUUGGGCCUUUAUUCAAUAAGACCAGUGUUGGUCCCAUCUACGCGGGCUGCACACUGACCUUGCUCAGGCCUCAAAAUAAUAGGGAAGCCACCAGAAUGGAUGCCAUCUGCACCCACCACCCUGACCCCGAGAGCUCUAGCCUGGACAGAGAGUGGCUUUACUGGGAGCUGAGCAAGCUGACCCAAGGAGUCACCCAACUGGGCCCCUACACUCUGGACAAGAACAGUCUCUAUGUCAAUGGUUACACCCACUGGGAACCAGUCACAACCUACAAUACAGGUGUGAACUCAACAUCAGUCCCAACAUCCUCUAAGGUGUCUGCUUUCACCAUCAAGCCCACAACAGCUGCUGAACCUGCCCUGGUUCCAUUUACCCUCAACUUCACCAUCACCAACCUGCGCUACACAGAUGGCAUGGGACACCCAGGCUCAGCAAAGUUCAACUAUACUGAGAGGAUCCUGCAGCGCCUGCUUGGGCCCUUGUUCAAUAAGACCAGUGUCGGCCCCCUCUACUCUGGCUGCAGACUUGCCUUGCUCAGGCCUGAGGAAGGCAGAGCAACCACUGGAGUGGAUGCUGUCUGCACCUACUACUCUGACCUUGAAGACCCAGGGUUAGACAGAGAGAAGCUGUACUGGGAGCUGAGCCAGUUGACCUACGGUGUCAACCGGUUAGAGUACUACAGUCUGGACCGGAACAGUCUAUAUGUCAAUGGUUACACUUAUGGAGCCUCAGCCUCAACCACCACCAGUGGGGAGGUCAACGAGGAUCCAUUCACCCUAAGUUUCACCAUCAACAACCUGCGCUACUCAGCUGACAUGGGCCGCAUAGGUUCUCACAAGUUCAACAUCACAGAUACCCUCAUGCAGCACCUGCUCAGCCCCUUGUUCCAGGGGAGCAGCCUGGGUGCCCGAUAUGUAGGCUGUAGGGUCACUGUGCUAAGGUCUGAGAAGAAUGGUGCCUGGACAGGGGUGGAUGCCCUUUGCACCUACCGGCAGCCGCCCAGUGGUCCCGGCCUUCAUGCCAAGCAAGUGUUCCAUGAGCUGAGCUGGCAGACCCGUGGUAUCACACGACUGGGUCCCUACUCACUGGACAAGGACAGCCUCUACCUCAAUGGGUAUAACGAACCUGGUCCAGCCGAGCCUCCUACAACUCCUGAGCUGGCCACCACAGUCCUGCCCCCUUCAUCAACAACUGUACAGCCAGAAGCCACCACAGGUACAGGGUAUACCCUGAAGACCCUUACACUCAAUUUUACCAUCUCCAACCUCCACUUUUCACCUGACAUGGGCAACCCCAGCUCUGCCACAUUCAACUCCACAGAGAGGCUCCUGCAGCACCUGCUCAGACCCUUGUUCCGGAAGAGCAGCCUGGGCCCCUUCUAUUCCGAUUGUAGACUCAUCUCCCUACGGCCUAAGAAGGACAGGGCAGCAACCAGAGUGGACAUCAUCUGCACCUACCAUGCUUACCCUGCAGGCCACAGGCUGGAUAGAAAGCGUCUAUUCUGGGAGCUGAGCCAACUGACCCAAGGCAUCACUCAACUAGGUCCCUACACUCUGGACAGGGACAGCCUCUCUGUUGAUGGCUACACGUCCCAGAGUUUAUCUACCCAGAGCGAAUACCAGCUGAAUUUUCGCAUCAUCAACCGGAAUCUCAGCAACCCGGAUCCUGCAUCCUCAGAAUACGCUGCCCUGCUGUGGGACCUCCAGGACAAGGUCACCACACUCUACACAGGCAGCCAGCUACAAGAUGUGUUCCGAUCUGGCCUGGUUACCGACUUGAACUGGGCUAGUGUUUGUGAUGAAAAGAAAAAGGCAUAUGAUGAAGCAGACUUAGUGGCUGAAAAGUGGUUGAGGUCAAUGGGCUUGGAAUUUGGACAUAGAACAUGUUGUCCUGUCUUCCAGCUAAACCAGCUCUUCCGAAACAGCAGCAUCAAGAGUUAUUUUUCCAGCUGUCAAGUUACGGCAUUCAGAUCUGUUUACCACAGCAAUCACACAGGGGUGGACUCCCUGUGUGGCUUUUCACCCAUGACUCGGAGACCGGACAGAAUUGUUAUCUACGAGGAAUUUCUCCAUCUUACCCGGAAUGGUACUCAGCUACAGAACUUCACCCUGGACAGGAAUAGUAUCCUUGUGGAUGGGUAUUCACCCAACAGACAUGAGGCCUUGACUAAAAAUCCUGACCUCCCCUUCUGGGCCAUAAUUCUUAUCUGCUUGGCGGGACUACUGGCACUCAUCACCUGCCUGGUGUGCUGUUUCCUGGUCAACAUCUGCAUGCGCAAGAAGGAGGGAGACUACGAGGUGCAGCGUCGCCGCCUGGGUUACUAUCUGCCACACCUCGAUCUGAGGAAGCUGCAAUGACUGCAUCUGUUUGGGUCCUUAUCCCAGCCUGGGUCCAAGGAAAUUUGGCUAGAGCAACAAUAAACCACAUUGGUCUGACACAGCCCUUUGGCCUUUGUGACUUGGCUCAUAAGGAUUCACAGGGGACUAAAGGAGACGUCUCCCCACUUCUUUAGUCUUGAAGGAGCCAUUUUAUGGUUUCAUGCUGCCUCGUGCCUAAGUGACCACACAUCUGUUGAAAGUGCUACACAGAAAUUGCCUAUCCUAUAAAGUCAGUAUCCUCCAGGUGUAUGAGGCUUCCUUCCCUUUGUAGUGCCCCACCACACUCCUCCUCUUGACUCCUGGGCCAACCACCACUCAUUGACACUUACAUAUGUUUCUCUCUUUCCUCACCUGGUAGGCUCAAAUUCCCUUUACAUGACUUGGUUUUCUGAAGUUCAGUAUCCCUAGAGCUCUCAAAUCAGUCUACCUCAGUGGCUGCUCACCCGCUCUGUGUCCUCUAUGAUGGGAAAUAGUCCAAGAGGAAAUGAGAGGGACAGAAAUUACUCUACUUUUAGU
Echinops telfairi (small Madagascar hedgehog) is the source of this 23337-nucleotide messenger RNA. Its product is annotated as mucin-16. Gene Ontology annotation, molecular function: olfactory receptor activity. The coding region runs from base 1 to 22800 and encodes 7599 amino acids. The record is from RefSeq and is a predicted model, not a curated record. Gene Ontology annotation, biological process: G protein-coupled receptor signaling pathway. Gene Ontology annotation, cellular component: membrane. The transcript is spliced from 90 exons. NCBI's taxonomy places the organism in Eukaryota, Metazoa, Chordata, Mammalia, Afrosoricida, Tenrecidae.